AUGAACAUAUUUCAAUAUUAUUUUUAUUAUUUGUUAUCUUUCUUUCAAUUUGGGAAACAACAGGUCCCUAUCGUCAAACCACACAUCGUUGUGAUUAUAAGCGAUGACAUGGGCUGGAACGACGUAGGAUUUCACGGCUCGAACGAGAUUCCGACGCCAAAUAUCGACGCGUUGGCUUAUAAUAGUGUGAUCUUGAAUCGUCACUACGUAAUGCCAACGUGUACACCUUCGCGGGCAGCUUUUCUCACAGGACGCCAUCCCAUCAGAAUGGGUUUGCAAGGCAUACCGAUGAACGUCGCUGAACCACGAGGCGUGCCACUUCGCGAAAAAUUGCUCCCGGAGUAUUUACAAAAAUUAGGAUACGUCACGCGACUCGUUGGCAAAUGGCAUUUGGGUUACUAUACCGAGCAGCACACGCCAACGAGGAGAGGUUUCGAUUCGUUUGCCGGCUACUAUGGCGGCGUCAUUCGGUACUUCAAUCACGUAGUCACGAAAAACAAACAUACGGGUAUUGAUUUUCACAAAGAUAAUCCUCAUAGGAUUGAGCCUUAUCAGAAUGGACAGUAUUUCACUGACUUCAUUAGUGAUGAAGCCGAAGAUAUAAUUAGACGCCACGACAAGCAAAGACCAUUGUAUUUACAACUUGCUCAUCUUGCCGGUCACUCGACCGAGGGUAUCGAGUCUUUGGAAGUUCGAAACAUAACGGAGGUUAAUCAAAAUUUGGCUUACAUCGGUGAUAUUAACAGAAGAAAAUACGCCGGUGUUAUCGCGGCUUUGGACGAUUCCGUUGGACGUAUUGUGAAAGCAUUGAAGGAUACUAAAAUGUUAGAAAACACUGUUAUUCUGUUCAUGUCGGACAAUGGAUCUCCAACAACCAUAGCUCCUUAUACGAAUCAUGGUUCUAAUUAUCCAUUCCGCGGGAUGAAAGGUUCCAUAUUCGAAGGCGGUAUACGAGUUCCAUCGUUUGUCUUUCAUCCACUGAUCAAAGAUCGCACAAGAGUUAGCGAUGAAUACAUUCACAUCACCGACUGGCUUCCAACUUUUGUGAAAUUAGCCGGUGGUGAUCCCAGCACUAUCACUGAUAUUGAUGGUAUGGACCAAUGGACUACUAUUACUGGUCAACAAAAGUCUAAACGUGAUUCGAUGCUAAUUAAUAUUGACGAAGUGUAUGGCCCAGAGUCGGCUAUUAUGGGACGAUAUAAGUUAGUUCGAGAUGUACAUAAAUAUUAUGACUACUAUGGUCAAGAUUACAAUAUGUACUCGCCAAGUUAUGACUUAAGAAAUAUCAUGUUGUCAAUGGCUGGACAAGCUUUGAAAAAAUUGAACGUUACUGAUUUUACCUUGCCGAAUGAAGAUCGAAUUCUCGAAUUAAGGAAAAAAGCGACGGUUACUUGCGUUCAUAAAGUAUUCUAUCCAAAAUGCAUUAACAAGAGAACUUGUUUAUUUGACAUUAUAAGUGAUCCUUGUGAGACUACGGAUAUUGCUGGGGAACGUCCUGAUAUCAAAGUAGCUUUAAGUAAGUUUGUCGACAGCUAUCGUUCAGUAUUAAUCAAUCAGACCAACACAUACAUCGACCCAGCAGGUUAUCCGGAACAUUUCAAUGGAUACUGGAUGCCGUGGAUGAGUCACGAGUACAUACCACCGAGAAAUAGAAACAAAACUGCAAUUUGGAAUGACAAUGUGUUUUGCGAAGGUUACCCUAUGGAUGAUCCUAGAAAUUGUUUGUGAAUUUUGUUUUAAUUCCACACAUUACGUCAUCUUACGUUUUUUAACCGUUUUUCUAAUGUGAAUAAUAAAUGUCAGUACUUUUUUAUAAUUACUUAAAUUGAGUAAAACUCGAUCCUGUGUGGUACUGAAGCAUAUAAUAAGUAGAAUAUAGUAGAUUUUCAUGCGUAUUAUUAAGGGAUCGAAACUUAUUUAUCUUUUGGUCGACGAAUGUUUUCUGUGAAAAUUUGUAUGCAUGAUAACUAAUAUAAGCAUUUUAUUUUGUUAAAUUUGCAUGAGCAAAAGUUACAAGCAACAAGCAUGUAAAAUCAAAUAAUUCUCAUCAUGGUCGACAGUAGAGAAACGACUGAAACACAUUGUUCAGUCAGCAUGGAAUGUCAAUUCAAAGCGAUCCUUGCCUUAUUUCCGCCAGCCAUUACGUUUCAGCAAUAUUGUCUGUCGCGCUGGCCAUAUGCCCAAAUCUCUAGACACACCUCGGCAUUGUUCGAGAGAGCUGUUAACCGCGUCGUACAGAGCUCAGUGUAUGUAUCUAUGAGGUAGGAUGCUCCCACGAGGACAUAGCCAAAUUCGCUUGAACUUACAACAAUUUAGAUGAAUUGUACGUUACUAAUUUUUUAUUCAAAUUGCGUGCUUAUCGACGAAAAUCGACAAUGCCAAACCAAUGAUUUUUGUAGAUAUUGUUUUUUCGAUAUCUGCGACAGCGAGCGCAGUAAACAUUUUAAAAUAUUAACAUACAAGAUACAAUGUACGUUCGUGCUUCAUUUUUUAUUUACUACAACAGUCGCUGCUCGAUUCUAUCUAUUUCAGAACGAGAUUAAACUUUUUUUAUUGUAUUUUCUGGGAUUUAUAAAUAUAUCUGUUAAUAC
Messenger RNA from Phymastichus coffea, 2591 nucleotides. RefSeq names its product arylsulfatase B-like. The transcript is spliced from 9 exons. The coding region runs from base 1 to 1728 and encodes 575 amino acids. NCBI's taxonomy places the organism in Eukaryota, Metazoa, Arthropoda, Insecta, Hymenoptera, Eulophidae. The record is from RefSeq and is a predicted model, not a curated record.